CCGAUAGGUAAGUCAGCUGGCAUGGAUCGGUAUUAUGGCGGAGGUGGGGGCCAUCAUGAUAGCCCUACCUACCUCAUCGUCCCUACUUCUCUACUUAAGCAUCUCAACCCGCUCCGGGGUUGGGUCGCACUUCCUUCGUUAGUUCCUGCUGCCUUCCUCAGAAACAGCCUCACCCAAAGUUGAUCGGGCCUCGGCUUCAAAUGUCCUGCACCACAGCCUGGGAGUAGCUUCUAUCCCUCAUAUUCUGCUUACAUAUCUGUUGCAGUUGCGCCUUCCAUCCUGUUAUCCAUCAAAUUAGAUCACCUACUGUAGCGAAUUUCAUAUCGAACUCUCGCUCGCCAUGUCUUUAAUAUUCCCCCCACCCCCCUCAGAGACUGCGUACCUAUAUCGCGACGACCGUACCCUCGACGGUGGUCAAACAGUCAAUGUUGAGUUGCCAAUAGUUCUACCCAAUAUGCCUAAGAAGAAUAAACAGAGAACUCCCCAGCAGGCCAUUGACGACUUCUGGGGCAAGUUCACCACCAAAGCUCCUGGCAAAGCGACCACUGUCAUCCCGCACAACGAAUAUGUCGAUAGAGCAGCCAAGCGCACCAGCAAAGCCGUCGGAACCACCACUCAAGCAUCAUAUGAGGAAGCCGCCGCCGUGUGUAAGCUCAAGGUAGCAAAGAUUGUUAAGGAAUGCAAACGAGUGAACCAGAAGUAUCGUGACCAGCACUUUGACCUUGAGAUUGACUUGAAAUGGGACCGCCGAGACACACUCGAGUCGCUCUGCAACGUCAAGGACCCAUCUGAGUCCAAGUUUCGACCCAAGAGUGUCAAGCGUGUGGCCGACAUAUUCGAUAAACCCCAGUUUUACAUCGACGGCCCUACUGCAAAUGAUGUACGGCAAGGCAGGGAUGGAGACUGUUGGCUACUGGCGGCGUUGUGCACGCUCAGCAACAAGCCUAGCUUGAUUGAGCGAUGUUGUGUGGCGCGUAACGAGCAAGUAGGUGUAUAUGGCUUCGUUUUCCAUCGAGACGGCGAAUGGAUCUCCGAGGUCAUAGACGACAAGCUGUUCCUAACCAAGCCUGACUUUGAUGACAGCUUCCUGGAGCGUGUAUUGUGGGAAGACCGCGAACGUGUCAAUUCUGAGGAGCAAUACCGCAAGGCAUAUCAAAGUGGAUCUGGUGCCUUGUAUUUCUCUCAGUGCGAACACACCGACGAGACUUGGUUGCCAUUGCUGGAAAAGGCCUAUGCCAAAGCCCACGCCGACUACGCCGCCAUUGAGGGUGGCUUUACGGGUGAGGGCAUUGAAGACCUCACCGGGGGGGUCACGUCAGAGCUGUACACGACCGAUAUCCUCGACAAAGAGUACUUCUGGAAGGAAGAACUCAUGAAGGUCAACGAUGAGUUCCUGUUCGGUUGCUCCACCGGCAUGUGGGGAAUUGGUUGGGGUGAGCGCAAAGGCAUCAUUGAGCUCCAUGCCUACUCGGUCAUGCGAGCGGUGGAGAUUGACGGACAUCGCCUUGUCUUGUUGAAGAACCCUUGGGGAAAAGGAGAAUGGCGCGGCCCGUGGAGCGAUGGAUCCAAAGAAUGGACGGCCGAAUGGUUGACCAAACUUGACCACCGCUUUGGUGACGACGGUAACUUCUGGAUCUCAUACGACGACCUGCUCAAGAAGUACCAGGCAUUCGAUCGCACUCGUCUCUUUGGCCCCGAUUGGAAGGUGACCUCCCUUUGGACAAAUCUGACAGUUCCAUGGACCCUCGACUAUCAUGAUACGCAAUUUGCCUUUUCCAUCUGUCGAACCGGUCCUGUGGUUCUCGUUCUGUCACAGCUUGACGACCGAUACUACCGUGGUCUCGAAGGUCAGUAUCGAUUUGAAAUCAAUUUCCGACUGCACAAGGCGGGACGAGAGGAUUACGUCGUCCGCAGCAUCAGCCCCUACUGUCAGAACCGCAGCGUCAAUGUCGAGCUGGAGCUCGAGGCCGGCGAAUACCUGGUCUUGCUGAAAAUCAACGCCACCCGCGACAUGGACAUACUGCCGAUAGAAGAGGUGAUACGCAACCACGCGCGGGAUCGUCGCGACAAGCUUGUCGCCGUGGGCAUGUCGUAUGACCUCGCCCACAGCAAGGGUAAGGUGGUUGAGACCCCAGAAGAAAAGAAGGCCCGCAAGGACGCCGAGAAGCAUAAGAAGGAAAGGGAAAAGCGGGCUCUGAAGAAGAAGUUGAUGGAGGCCAGGCAUAGGAAUCACUACCUGGAUGUCAAGGACCAACAAAAACGAAGAGAGAAAAAGGCAAAAGCAAAGGCCAAGGCUCAGCUAAAAAAGGCAGAGAAGGCAGAGAGAGCCAAGGCUAAGGUAUCCAGAGAAAAGGCAAAGAAAAAUUCAACUUCAGAAGCAGUAAGGAAAGACAAGGAAGAUGGCUCUACUGGAUCAAGCAAAGCCGUCGACCCCGUAAAGAAACACGUUCAGAUCCAAACUCCAUGCCAAACCCCUGAGCCCGACCUUGACGAUUCGAAGAGGGAGUCAUACUUGAGUGCUGAUUUGAGUGUCAAGACGCCUUCGACCGACUCUGGAAAGUCUUGUUCCGAGACAUCAGCAACCCACAGUCAACCUAUUCAUAGCUCUGAUGAACAGCCAUCUUCCACCAAGGCAGAGCCAUCUACCGUGGCAAUUGUUGCCAAGCAAUACCAGCAGCCGAAAGAUACAAAGGAUGACAUAUUGUCCGCGGUGUCUCCCGGUGAAACAUCCCCCGAGGAAGAAUCUUCUGAUAACAACACCAGAAAACUUUCAGAUUUCAAGACCCUUGUAGAAAAGGAUUCCACGGACGAUAAGACCUUCGCCGACAAAAAAGCAGAUAAAAACACAGCCAAGGAUUCUUCACCGGCUGACCCUUGCGAGGAGAUUUCCGACGAAACUGACGAAGAAACCUCUGAUGAGGAAACGGACAUAUCGUCUGUCUCGGACAUAUCUGAUCGCGAGCUGGAAAUUGAACUCGACCGCCGUGCCGCCCAAUCGCCCAUGCCCCCGCAUCAGCCGCAGCAAAUGGUUGUUCCCGAGGAGGAAGAUGAAUUUGAGCGCAACCCAUGGAACGCGGUUGUGACGGUCGGUUUGCGGGUCUACUACAAGAUGAUGGACGCGGACAGAGAUCAGGAGAUUGUGAAGCUGAGGGUGAUAAGACCGAAUCUCUAUUUGAAGAAAGACGAGACGUCGGCAGAUAAGGGCAAUGAAGACGACGAUGGAGAUGAACAGAGGUUGGAGGAAGAUGAUGGCGACCUGGAUACGCAGGACAAGGAGGGAGAUGGAGCGAAAGAAGGUGAAAUGGAAAAGGGACUGGAUGUUGAUGACUCAUCCAAGGAUGCUACACUGGUCGGCGAUCACGAGCGCAGGAAAAAGAGCAUUGUACCUUCUAAUGAGGGACCUGGAGGCACGUGAAAUUCCUGUCCUGGGUGGGAAUUACGUAUAGUAGUUGAACUACCAAACAGAUUGAAAUGGAAUACCUAGAAUGAUGGUCUUGAAAUUGCGGGGAGUAGGCUUGCUAUUGGAACAGGAUUAUGAAGAAUGAUGACCA
Pseudomassariella vexata is the source of this 3551-nucleotide messenger RNA. RefSeq lists its product as uncharacterized. The transcript has 3 exons. Bases 341 to 3415 code for a protein of 1024 amino acids. Gene Ontology annotation, biological process: proteolysis. NCBI's taxonomy places the organism in Eukaryota, Fungi, Ascomycota, Sordariomycetes, Amphisphaeriales, Pseudomassariaceae. The record is from RefSeq and is a predicted model, not a curated record. Gene Ontology annotation, molecular function: calcium-dependent cysteine-type endopeptidase activity. Gene Ontology annotation, cellular component: cytoplasm.